CAACGUGUCUGAGAAUGCAGAGGUAGCGCAGAGUAAAUUUCGCCGGAUCUUCCGGUCCGCGCGUGGCCGCGACUCUCAAUCGUCUUCCAUCACGACUCCAUUUGAUGAUAAAACGCCUUAUCGCGUCCAUACGCCCUAUCCGGCCAAAGAUGCUCCCAAAUCAAGUGCGAUUUUCCAGUGGAGAUAAUGGAGACACGUCAAGAUGGCCUUGCCCUAUUUACGCGUCGGAGAGAAUCACCAUCCACAAGUCCACCUUCCUUGCACAUGCUACCGAGAUUCGAGAUGCAGAAAUGUUGCCUGUAUUUAUAGACCAUCUCACGAGUCUACCUCAAUUGAAACGGGCGACCCAUUGCAUGUACGCUUACCGCGUGUCAUCUUCUCCAUCUGAAUCCACGAAGCUCUCGCUUGGACAACAAGAUGGCGGCGAGAGCGGCGCUGGGGACCAUCUGGCACGCCUGCUGGAGCUGUCACGGUGUGAAAAUGUUGUCGUUGUGGUCUCAAGAUGGUAUGGCGGAGUACAGUUGGGAUCAGAACGGUGGCGGAGGAUAUCAGAGGUUGCGAAGGAUGCAUUGAAUAAAGGUGGAUUCAUGAGGAAACGGGAAGAAAACACGAUAAAGCCAUCUACUACGAAGAAGAGGAAGAAACAAAAGAAAAAGAAGUGACCAUACCCGAUGGAAGAUUCGUCGCUUCGCGUCAUCUCAUACGAAAAAUGUGGCCCAAACGGCUGAAAAAGUCACGCUCAACAGAGUCUCCCAGAGGUGUAUCUGGACUGAGCCUCCAACAUUCCACAGAGUCCACGCUCGGCAAAGGGAGGAACAGGAUACCGUAGUGAGGAAGGAUCUUGGGGAGAAUGUAAUUGUGCAUAUAUACUGUGUGCGUUGUGAAUAAAUGUAUACAUUAAAUAAGGGAUGCGCUGACCUUGAGCCUCAUAGUAUAAAGAC
This is a messenger RNA of Desarmillaria tabescens, 941 nucleotides long. RefSeq names its product ribosomal protein S5 domain 2-type protein. The transcript has 2 exons. Gene Ontology annotation, biological process: regulation of translational initiation; GCN2-mediated signaling. Bases 105 to 662 code for a protein of 185 amino acids. The record is from RefSeq and is a predicted model, not a curated record. NCBI's taxonomy places the organism in Eukaryota, Fungi, Basidiomycota, Agaricomycetes, Agaricales, Physalacriaceae. Gene Ontology annotation, cellular component: cytoplasm.